UUUAAGGAGGAGGUGCUAUUUGGAGCUGCCGCCGCGCCGCGAUGGCCGCCGCGGGCGGUGCGGGGCCCGGCGGACGGCGGUGACCGAUGUAUCUGAAGCGGCCGGCGGGCGGCCUCGCCUUCUGCCUCUUCUACCUGGCGUCCUGCUUCACCAAUAAGUAUGUCCUGUCUGUCCUGAAAUUUACCUACCCUACCCUUUUUCAAGGGUGGCAGACAUUAGUUGGUGGAAUUCUGCUUCAUGUCUCCUGGAAGUUGGGCUGGGUGGAGAUAAGCUUGUGUUCAAGGUCUGAAAUCCUGUCCUGGCUUCCUGCGUCGGUAAUUUUUGUAGGCAUUAUUUAUGCUGGCUCCAGGGCACUGUCUAGACUGGUAAGAAGCACACAGCCAAUUCCAGUGUUCCUCACUAUACAGAAUGCAGCAGAAGUCAUAACCUGUGGCUUCCAGAAGUUUGUGCAGAAAGAGCAGAUCUCUCAUCUGAAAGUCUGUAGUGUGCUGUUCCUCCUGGUAGCAGCAGUGUGCCUUCCUUUAUGUGACACGCAGUUUGAUCCAAACGGUUAUCUGUGGGCUCUAAUUCACUUGGUCUGUGUUGGGGCUUACAAAGUAUUUCACAAGUUAUGGAAGCCUAAUUCUUUAAGUGACUUGGACCAACAGUACAUCAACUAUGUAUUCAGUGUGGUGCUGUUGGCUUCUGCAUCCCAUCCAGCAGGUGAUCUCUUCAGUGCCUUGGACUUUCCAUUCCUCUACUUCUACAGAUUUCAUAGCAGUUGCUGUGCCAGUGGACUCUUGGGAUUCUUUCUGAUGUUGCACACAGUGAAGCUAAAAAGCAGCACAACCUCAGGGCAAUAUGCAGCAUGGAGUUUCCUUGCAAAGGUUAUCACUGCUAGCUUAUCACCGUUCUUCUUUGCCAUGACUGCCAAUGUACUGACAAUUUCUUGCCUUGUGAUCAGCGGAGUUGGAGAAGCUUUGCUUGUUUACACUGAGAAAACAGGCACGUAAAGAGGAACCAGAUCUCAGCAGCUGGAAAAGAGCUGACUUGCAACCCAGAAACCCUAUCACAAAUAAAAUACAGCAGCAAGAAUGAAGAAGUGCAAUCAAGCACAGGGAAAGGGACCUAUUGUCUUUUUUUUUUUUUUUU
Messenger RNA from Lagopus muta (rock ptarmigan), 1131 nucleotides. RefSeq names its product transmembrane protein 241 (gene SLC35D4). The record is from RefSeq and is a predicted model, not a curated record. Bases 87 to 992 code for a protein of 301 amino acids. Lineage: Eukaryota; Metazoa; Chordata; Aves; Galliformes; Phasianidae. Gene Ontology annotation, cellular component: Golgi apparatus. Gene Ontology annotation, molecular function: antiporter activity. The transcript is spliced from 15 exons.